Messenger RNA from Coffea eugenioides, 1179 nucleotides. RefSeq names its product pentatricopeptide repeat-containing protein At3g13160, mitochondrial-like. The record is from RefSeq and is a predicted model, not a curated record. Gene Ontology annotation, molecular function: protein binding. The transcript has a single exon. The coding region runs from base 1 to 1179 and encodes 392 amino acids. Gene Ontology annotation, cellular component: chloroplast. NCBI's taxonomy places the organism in Eukaryota, Viridiplantae, Streptophyta, Magnoliopsida, Gentianales, Rubiaceae.
AUGUCUUCCACCAACAUCAACCGUCUCCGCAGCCUGUUCUCCAGAAUCCCUUCUCCCACCUCAUUUGGCCGUAAACUGACCACCCCUCAAACCCCCACCAACACUAAACUGACCCCUAAAGCUGAAACCCCAGUUCCCAUUUCCUCUCAAGACAAAAAAAUCAAUUCAUUGGUGAACAAAUUCAAGAAAUCCACUGACAAUCCCAUAUUCCGUCGAUACCACCACGAACAUUAUGAAGCCACUGUCCGCCGCCUUGCUGACGGCAGACAUUUCUCCGCUAUCAAAGAUAUCCUUGAGCACCAAAAGAAGUACCCUGACAUCAGGGAUGAAAUGUUUGCAGUCCGCCUCAUCAGUCUUUACGGAAGAGCCAAAAUGCUUGAUGAGGCCCAGAAGCUGUUCGAUGAAAUGACUAGCUUGAAUUGUGAACGGACGCUUCGUUCGUUCAAUGCCCUUUUGGAGGCUUGCGUUCAUUCCAAGAAUUUUGAUAAAGUCAGGGAAUUGUUCAAGGAAUUACCUGAGAAAUUGCCCUUGAAACCUGACGUUGUUUCGUAUAAUAUUGUUGUUGGAGCUUUAUGUCAUUUGGGUUCUCCUGAUUCUGCGGUGGCGCUGAUGGAUGAGAUGGAAAGAAAUCAUGUCAAGCCUAAUGCAGUAACUUUCAACACGCUUUUAGAUGCAUUUAAUAAGAAGAACAGGGUUGAGGAGGCAGAAAGGUUGUGGGGUUUGAUGGAGAAGAAAAAUGUGACGCCUAAUGCUGGGAGUUAUAACUCAAGAUUGCAUGGUUUGGUUGUCGAUGGUCGAAUUCUAGAUGCUGUUCUCUUGAUUGAGGAAAUGAGCAAAAAGGGGGUGAAGAUGAAUAUUUUUUGUUACAAUGCUGUGAUGAAAGGGUUUGUUGGUGCUGGAAACGUAAACGAGGCUAAAGUUUGGUAUAAGAAGAUGGCGGCAAAUGAACUUAGACUUCGUCCGAACUGGGCAACAUACAGCAUGCUUAUUCCAUUUGCUUGUGACAAGGAUGAUUUUGAUUAUGCAUUUGAGUUGUGCGCCGAUGCAAUAAGAAAGAAGCGAACGGUUGAUAUAUUCGUAGUUCAGAGGGUCAUUGAUGGAUUAGUCGCGAGAUCAAAGAAUGAUGAAGCAGAAAUCCUCAGGGAGAUGGCAAAUUUCAAACAGUCACUUGUAUAUUAG